GAAACAUUUUAAUGUCUAAAAACCUUUUGCAAUUCGACAAAAAACCAACUGGACUUUUAAGUAAUUUAAUUUGUCACACUAAGUGAAGCCAUGCCACACACACGACGGGUUCAUUUGUGGGAGUUGUUAGAAAGUUCAGUUUCGAUUUCUGCAAAGUGAACUGUGGGAGAAAGCGAAACCGAUGUGCUGCCGGCUGGCAUGGAGAGCUUGUCAAACAUGUACCGUCGCGCUCGACGCAAGGUCUCCAACUUUUUCGACCUGUGUUGUGUUUUCCUCAGGUGGUUAUUUCAACCUCUGCCUCCACUGUGGAACAGGAUUUUGCGGAUACCGGGUAUCGAGUUCCUCUGCAGACGAGCUCGAUUGUGGUGCGCAAGAGUCCAAAACCUCACCGCGUUGACUUGGCGAGGCAGCAGAAAUGAGCCGAGUGAGAGCAACCAGUCGAGGAGCAGGUAUUCUUCGGAUGAGGAGGAGGGGAGCAGGGGGGGUCCCUACAGUAGGGCUCCAAACUGCGAGGCCCCCGAAACACUGAACAAGCCUCCAGAGGUUAAGGUAGAGGGUGAGUUCACCGGAAAUGAAUAUCGAGUCGACGAAACGGAUGAUUUCUACUGCGAAUAUGAUUCAACUUGGGAACAUGAGCCUGAGAAUGAGGGGCCCCCAAGAAAUAAGGCCUACCAGACUAGAAGGAACAGAGCUUACAAGUUCAUCAGGUUUGAAAAUGCUGCAAAAGACAUGCAGAACUACAGGCAUGACUACCCAAACCUUCACCGGACACGACGCUAUGAGGAAGAAAAUGAUGAAAACCCCAAUCUGAGCUUCUACCUCGGGGAAACACCAUCUUUACCAGACGGGAUCUACAUUGGUCAGUUCCACAAUGACUGGAAAGGAAAGUAUGCCAAACUGGAGCGCACGCACAGCUAUAUUCAGUGGCUGUUUCCUCUGCAGGAACCCGGGGUAAACUAUGAAGCAAAAACACUAACAAAGCAGGAAAUUCAGGAUUUUCUUGGUAAUACAACUGCAAGGGAGAAUCUACUGAAGUCUUACAAGCUCAUGUUGGAUUUUUAUGGCAUUAAGUUAGAAAAUGAGGAAACAGGAGAGGUAGCGAGAGCAGAGCACUGGAUUGACAGGUUCCAGAAUCUAAACAAUCACACACACAACAACUUGCGCAUCACCCGCAUCCUGAAGUGCCUGGGAACUCUUGGUUACCGUCACUACCAAGUCCCUCUGGUUCGGUUCUUCCUGGAAGAGACUCUGGUCAAACGUGAACUUCAGGAGGUCAAAGACAGCGCCCUGAGCUACUUCGUGUUUGCUGUUCUCGAUAAGCAAGAACGCAGGAAGCUUCUCAAGUUCGCCUACGAUCACUACGACCACCACGACGACAGAGAACCGUUUGUGUGGUGCCCGAAGAAAAUCCAGGACGCAUGGUCAAGAGCUCGGCAGCAACAGGACCAGUUUAAUUUAGAAGGGAAUGGCUGGUAGUAAGAAAAAAAAUGUAAUGCACAACCUGUUAAAGCACUUGUUGAAAAGAUUGAUGUCUGUGAAGUAUUGGAGUUUAGAGUUUAUUAAUCUCCACUGUAAAGUGAAGAUUGAGUUGAAGGCAGUUUUUGUUGAUGUUUAACACCUAUUACUCAUGUUUGCAGUUUUUCCAGUUGUUUACUUAUUCUUACUGCUCUUAUGCACUGAAUGUGUGUUUUGCACUAAGUGGCUUCAAUAACUCAGACAAAUAAAGUACUUUACAGUAGUUAAGCAAAAAGGUGGGCAUAAACUGGAUUUUUGUUUUUAAAUAUAUCUAUCGUUUCUUGGUUUGAUUUUCAGAAUUGAAAUGUCUACAGUUCUUGAAUCGUAAUUCACACCUUUUCUUCAUUAAAACAAUAAAAUUGUACU
Molecule: messenger RNA, 1881 nt
Organism: Xiphophorus maculatus (southern platyfish)
Lineage: Eukaryota; Metazoa; Chordata; Actinopteri; Cyprinodontiformes; Poeciliidae
Product: opioid growth factor receptor-like
Exons: 8
Coding region: 199-1476 (425 amino acids)
Cellular component (GO): membrane
Molecular function (GO): opioid growth factor receptor activity
Source: RefSeq, a predicted model, not a curated record